Sabethes cyaneus is the source of this 2517-nucleotide messenger RNA. RefSeq names its product neprilysin-1-like. Gene Ontology annotation, cellular component: plasma membrane. The transcript is spliced from 9 exons. Gene Ontology annotation, biological process: protein processing. The record is from RefSeq and is a predicted model, not a curated record. The coding region runs from base 1 to 2517 and encodes 838 amino acids. Gene Ontology annotation, molecular function: metalloendopeptidase activity. Lineage: Eukaryota; Metazoa; Arthropoda; Insecta; Diptera; Culicidae.
AUGAGUUCGAAAACGAUGGAAAACAGAAAACAGGAAGCAUCGAGCGACGAUCAACAGCACGAAACCAGAAAACUUUGCGACCCUGUGAACGGGUUUGUGCCGAGUUCCAAUCAGCAACAGCAGCAGCAGCAGUGCGUAGACUCCACCUUUUCAUUGUUGAAACCUUCCGAAAAUGUCGGUUCUACCAAUGGCAGCGUGGAUUCUGUAGCGUGCAGCAAACACAGCAAAUCAAUUGUCGUGAAUUAUGCAUCGGGUGCAAUGACCCAAACCACAAUACAACAUCAGUGCAUUGGUAAUACCUCACCACACGUACAAAUCAGCCGCGAAAGCUCCCUUCAAUGCUGGAUUCGGCGAACCUCGGUCAUCGUUACAAGUUUCGUGCUUGGAGUGAUAAUCGGAUACACAAUCACGGUUCUGCUACGACAUUCCAAGAGUUGCAUAGAAGGACAGGACAGCCAGUAUCAUCCUAGGACCAGCCUUAAACGAGAAGUGUGUUUGUCUGAAGAGUGUGUGCGAACAGCUUCAUCCCUGCUGGCCGCGAUGGAUCAAUCCGUUGAUCCGUGUGAGGAUUUUUUCCAGUUUGCCUGUGGAACGUGGAAUAAGAAGCAUGUGAUACCGGAGGAUAGGAGUUCGAUCAGCACGUUUGAGGUCCUUGCUGAUCAACAGCAGAUGAUAUUGAAAGGAGUCCUGGAAGAGUCCAUAGAAGUUAGCGACAGCCAGGCAACCAUCAAAGCGAAAAUGUUCUACAAGAGUUGCAUGGAUUUGCAACAAAUACGGAAAGUUGGUAUCAAACCUCUACGUAAUGUGUUGAAAUCAAUGGGCGGCUGGCCGGUUAUAGAACAAACCUGGACCGCACCAAACACCAGUGUGGAAUAUUUGCUGGGAUUACUGCGAGGGGUUUACAGUGAACCGGUUCUAGUUGAGCUGUACGUCGGUGCUGAUGACAAAAAUUCGUCGAAGAAUAUUUUGCAGAUCGAUCAGCUCGUGCUGGCGCUUCCGUCGCGUGAUUACUAUCUGAAGGCGAGCAGCGAGGGCGAUAUCAAGGCCUAUCAUCGCUACAUGACGCAGAUUGCCGUUCUCCUAGGUGGCGAUGCUGUCAAAGCAUCCCGAGAGCUGUUGGACGUCGUGAACUUUGAAGUACGCUUAGCGAAUGCCUCAUUACCGGAAGCGGACAGGCAUGACACCAGUGCGAUAUACACCAAAAUCACUCUCCAGCAACUGCAACGCCAGGUUCCGCAGAUUGACUGGAGGGAGUACUUGCAAACGACCUUAGGCGAUGUAAAACUAGAGGAAAACGAGGAAAUCGUAAGUUAUGCGAUGCCGUAUUUAGUGGAGAUGGGUAAAAUACUCAACGAAACGAAUACGCGCAUCAUUCACAACUACGCGAUUUGGCGAUUUGUUAUGUCCAUCAUGACCCACAUGAUCGAUGACUACCAGAAGGAGCGGAUUGAGUUCAAAAAAAUACUGCUCGGCAUCCAGUCGGAACGGCACCGGUGGUCGCAGUGUGUCGAAUGGACAAACAAAAAGCUGGGCAUGGCAGUUGGGGCCUUGUUUAUACGGGAAAAUUUCAACCACGAAAGCAAGGAAACGGCACUGGAAAUGAUAAGGACUAUCAGAGAGGCCUUCAAUGAGCUGUUAGCGGAUAACCACUGGAUGGAUGACGAAACGCGAGCCGUUGCGAAAGAGAAAGCCGAUGCGAUGAAUGAAAGGAUUGGUUAUCCGGAGAUCCUGACGAAUGCGGUGGAAUUAGAUAGGGAAUAUGUUAAUCUAACAAUCACAAAAGACUUUAUAAAAAACAUUCUGAGUAUUCUAAGGUGGGAAGCUGAACGUAACGUUCAGCUGUUAAGGAAACCUGUUGAUAAGGACAAAUGGACCACGGAACCGGCUGUAGUGAAUGCGUUUUAUAAUCCUAACAAGAACGAUAUAGUAUUUCCAGCCGGAAUACUGCAGCCCUUGUUCUACAGUCAGCACUUUCCCAAAUCGCUAAACUACGGCGGCAUCGGUGUGGUGAUAGGACACGAAAUAACGCACGGUUUCGACGACAAAGGACGUCAGUUCGACAAGGACGGCAACAUGAUGCAGUGGUGGAACAACGUCACGAUCAAGGCAUUCCGCGAACGGACGCAGUGCAUCAUCGAUCAAUACUCUCGCUACAAGAUCAAUGAAGUUAAUCUCUACAUGAACGGCAGGAUGACACAAGGGGAAAACAUUGCAGACAACGGAGGGCUGAAGCAAUCUUUUCGGGCUUACCGCAAAUGGGUGAACUUGCAUGGCGCAGAACUAGAACUUCCCGGUAUGAAUAUGACGCACGAUCAGCUGUUCUUUCUGAAUUAUGCACAAAUUUGGUGUGGUUCUAUGCGACCCGAGGACGCAUUGACGAAAAUUCGAUCGUCCGUGCACUCACCGGGUAUCGUUCGAGUCCUGGGGCCCCUGUCCAACUCUCACGACUUUGCAGAAGCAUAUAACUGCUCCCCAGGAUCUCCAAUGAACCCUGUAAAUAAAUGUAGUGUAUGGUAA